This is a messenger RNA of Oncorhynchus masou masou (cherry salmon), 3521 nucleotides long. RefSeq names its product TNFAIP3-interacting protein 2-like. The coding region runs from base 487 to 1824 and encodes 445 amino acids. The record is from RefSeq and is a predicted model, not a curated record. The transcript is spliced from 6 exons. Lineage: Eukaryota; Metazoa; Chordata; Actinopteri; Salmoniformes; Salmonidae. Gene Ontology annotation, biological process: positive regulation of canonical NF-kappaB signal transduction; toll-like receptor 3 signaling pathway; cellular response to lipopolysaccharide.
AAAGUCGUACGCAUGUGCAAAUAGUUCAAGCAGCUGCGUUUUUUUAUUUUGCUCCGGUCAAACAGUGUCAAUUUAGUCCAGUGUCCUUUAUUGUUAGAACAUUUAUUAAGGAACGAAAGCAUAUCAUUUGGAUUGUUACUGGAAUGGAUGAUUGAUCAACUCGGAAAGGAGUUGUCAAUUUACCCGACGUUGUUAAAAAGUAAAGUACAAGAAAAAUCCACCUCUUGUGUCGGGGAAGCCCCUCUUGGAAAUCCCCUGUAAUUGUCGGAAUUAUAUAUUUCCAAAUUCAGAUGAGGCACAUCCUUUAGGCUACAUAGUUGACAUCCUCCUCAACCUAAUCUUGAAGACAUGUUGCAUAACCUACGAACACAAACUCUGUCGAACUAAUAAACAGAAUCAUUUCAGAAGCUGAUGGAAUAUUGAAGAUUUUUCCCCAUCCACAUCUGUCAGAAGCAACAGCGAUAAGUGACCUCUGGAAUAAGGAACAUGACUGGAAUAAAGAACACGAUGAAUGUCGAUUUGGAUAAUGAUACGCUGAAAUCAAAAAUACGGAGCUGCCAUACAUUGACUACUUUCUACCACGAAACUCGGCUGGAGAUUGACACAUUAAGUAAGAAAAUCAAGAAAAGGGACAAUUUAAUCGCAGAUUUGAAGGCUAGGUUAGGCAAAUACGAAAAUACCUGUAUCAAUGUGGAAGGGUAUGACCCUGUUGUCAUAGCACCGGCCGAAUCUUUGCUGGAAAGUUUAUGCAAAGAAAUCUGCAAGCUUAAGCUAAAAUUGAAAGACACAGAAAUGAAUGCGGUUCAGCAAGCAGAGUUGAGACAACAAGAGAUACAGAGGUUGCAACAGCUGCUGAGGGAGAUGGAACGAGAGCUGGAGAGUGUGAUCCGUCAAUCAGACCACGAGAAGGACCAGGAUAUCCAGAGGCUCCGCUCUGCCCUGGCCGAGAGGGACCGUGCCCAGGCCACCCGUGCCGUCCUGUGCACCUCGCUGGCUGGAGAGGCCGACCAGCUCCGGGGUCAACUGGGAGCCACAAUCAGGGUGUGUCAGGAGUUACUGGGCCGACUAGAGAGAGAGAAGGGAGGAGAGAGUGUGACGGAGGAGGUGGUGAAAAUGCAGCAGAAGGCAAAAGAGAUAUUGGAUUAUACGGAAGCUGGUCGCGUUGACAUUCGAGUCAGCAAACUCCAAGAAGAGAACCAAAAGCUAACUCAAAGAGUGGCAUAUGUGGAAGGUCUAAACUCCAAAUGGCAAAAGUAUGACUCGAGCAGGGAACAGUAUGUGAGGUACCUGUGUCAGAAGCUGAAUGAGUCUAAUGCCCUGGCUGUUUCCUCCAGCCCUGCUCCAGGUAUGGGGCAUAAGUUAGGGCCCAGACCUACACAAGAGCCUGGGCCUGGCCUGGGCUUGUUCCCAGAGUUGGCCUCAGCCAAAGCUGGGUUGCUCCAGCAGGAGAUAGCCAGGCUCAACGGCCUACUGGAGGAGAAGUUGGGGGACUGUGGGAGGUUGGGGAGAGAGCUGGAUGAGAGCAGGAGACGAUACAAGGACCGCAUCCAGAUGCUAGAGCAACAGGUUCUCAUCUACACAGAUGACUUUAAGUCGGAGCGGGCAGACAGGGAGAGAGCACAGGGCAGGAUCCAGGACCUGCAAGAGGAAGUAUCUCGACUACAGGAGCAGCUACACACACAGGCACAGAGCCCUACUAGAGAUGCCAACUCCACGUGCCGAGUCCAUAAAGGACACCGGAUCUCCCCACACAUGAGCACGGACUCGGCCGAAUCACUGCUGAGGAACAGUGCCAAUCCACCUGUGACAAAAAUCAAAAACUAAAAGUGGGCCUUCACCUGGGGCGGCGUCAGCGGUAAUUAGCACCCAGUCCCACUUGGACAAAGUGCCAGAGUUCGUCAGAACUCCAAUGCCCAAGAUGACAGAUGAUGACACACAUGUGGUGGAGUACCUCAAACACUGCAUGGAGUGUGUCAGGCUAUGAGCUCCGGCGUGAAGUUUCCCCUAGGUACAGCUAUAGGAUAAUUUUCCGUUCCCCAAUCCAAACCAUAAAGUGGGGAAAAUGCAAAACUGACCCAACAUCUAGGGGCAACUUUGCCCUACUCCCAAGCUAUGAGAGUUACUGCCCCUCCCACCCCAUGGGGGUGUUAAGACAAAUAUCGCUAACUGACGAUAAUUGAGCACUGAAAAAAAAGCACUACAUGCACCCUAAGAAGGAUUGGGACCGGGGAGCUUAGAAAACUGACUAGUUCAACUGGGUUGUGUUCAUUAGGCACUAAAUGGAAGAAAAUGGACUGAAACAGGGAGGUACUACCUGGACUUCAGACGCUACCAUGCUUUCUGGUUGUUAAAAGACUGAAUCGAAUAGAUUAGCGAUGCAGAGUUGGAGUGUCAGUACUAGCUUGGUGGUCGUAGUGGGAGAAAUAGUGCUAGCACUUUAUUUUACAGUACAUAAAAGACAAGGUAUUUACCAGGAUACUACAUGGUAAAAUGAUAACACAGUAGUGACUUUGAAUUAUCUGUUUCUUUCGGAUUCGUAACAACAAACACCACUGGCCACCAUUUGAAUGGGUUGAGUUCCUUGAAGGAAAUACCUAAAGUACCCAUUGUUACCAUAUAAUUUCAGAGUAAAUACCUGAUAAAUACCAGUUAAAAAAGUAAGUAAGUGUAAAAUAUUUUUUUGUGGAAUACCUUUGGUUUGGCAAGAUGAAGUGAUUUCCAGUGCAAACCCACUCAUGUUUGACUACAUGACUACAUGUUUGACUACAUGAUCCAUUUCUGUGUGGAGAUGGUUGAUUGCGUGGUCUGUAGAAAAUCUAGAUGGGAAAUUGGAUGUUAAUUACGAUAUUUGAAUGUCACAUACCUCAAUUCAAUAUUCCGGCAUCAAAUUGUUAACCUGUUGCACUUUCCUAACCUGUUUACCAAAGUAGUCAUGAAUGCACAUAUUAUUUUUUUUUAGAUUUAUUGGAUUUGAAAUACAUAAGCUUCUUUCCGGUUGAAGAUACUGUAAUAACGUUGUCUGUCGUUAGCAUGGCGCUAUUUGUUGUACUGUAUAUUUGGAUGUUGUUCAAGUUUUGAGUAAGUUAUCUAUUUUCAAUUUAACCUAUAGAUGUUGACCUAUGAUAUUUGUGCCUGGAAAUAUGUAUUCACAGUAUUAUAUAUGACUGAAUAUUUAUUUGCUAUUAGUGGGGCUUUUUCAAAUGGGCAAAUCUUUAUAGUGCUGUGUCAAAAUGAAUAUCACAUAAUAUGUUUUGAGGUGUUGUCUGAAUCCUGGUACACCUAAGCAGGAUGUUUCCCAAAUCCUGGUAAGACAAGACAGUGUGGGAGACAAAUUCUCCGCAACAUGGCAACCUUAAAAAAAGUGACAUUUGAAACUACAUUUGGAGAAAUUACCUCUGAACUGACACACGUUUUAUUUUUCUAGAAGCCAUUGAUUUAUAAACAUCAAAAUGUGAUUAUCUGUUUUAACCUGUUUAAUUGAAAGGAUAUUUUUGUAAUAAAAAAAAUGUUGUUUGACCAAU